This is a messenger RNA of Coregonus clupeaformis (lake whitefish), 2461 nucleotides long. RefSeq names its product zinc finger protein 37. The record is from RefSeq and is a predicted model, not a curated record. Gene Ontology annotation, cellular component: nucleus. Gene Ontology annotation, biological process: regulation of transcription by RNA polymerase II. The transcript has 2 exons. Gene Ontology annotation, molecular function: DNA-binding transcription activator activity, RNA polymerase II-specific; RNA polymerase II cis-regulatory region sequence-specific DNA binding. NCBI's taxonomy places the organism in Eukaryota, Metazoa, Chordata, Actinopteri, Salmoniformes, Salmonidae. Bases 68 to 2290 code for a protein of 740 amino acids.
AUUACGUACUGUAUAUUUUCCUGCUUUGCUCUUUUCUUGUAGCUAGCCUGCUAGCUAGUUGACAACAAUGGGCGAUAGUGAGCAGGUUGAGUGGACGUUUAUGAAAUUAUACCUUACCGAUAUUGGAAAAGCUCUUUCAGGAAAAUCUGGAACAUGGAUGUCGAAGAGAAAACCGGCUGCCUAUCAUGAAGAACAACAGACAGGGGUGACACCCCCUCAAAGGUCUGAGAGCCAGCUGAGAACUCCCCAGAGAAACUCCCAGUGGCAAAGUCCCAGGACGCAUUCUAACCACCUGAAAGAAGAAGAGAGGGGCUUUUCUCCCGUGUCUGGGUCUGGAGAUGAGAGCGACAAGGAGGCCUCCCCACCAAAAAGAAGGACCACAAUAAGCAGCUCCAAAAAGACAAGAACCAAGUCUCACUCAAAGGAUUAUGAUGAGUGUUCUGGGUCAGAAUCUGGCGAGCAGCCAGAGGAGAGCACAAAAAGAAAAAGGACUAAUACACGCUGUAAGGAGGAGGAUAAUGACAACUUGUCAGACAAACCAACUGUGGUGGCUUCCCCCAGAAACAGGAGCAGGCAACGUAGUGACUUCAAUGUAUUUGAAGCAGAGGCUGAACCAUAUAAUACUCUGUCUGAGCCUGAGGUGGAGGUAGUUGUGGAGGGGGAGACUGAAGUGGCGUCUGCUUCUAAGAGGUGGAAACAGUGCAACCCCCCAAAAAUAACUAAGCCUCGUGCCGAGGACAAAGCUGAGAGUGACCAUUAUGAGUUGGUAGAACAGGCUGAAGAAACUCACAUUAGAAAGAAACUUAGCAAGUCUAAAAAGGUAAGACCCAGGACUCCCUCUGAAGACGUGGGGGAAGUUGAAAGUGACCACUUCGAGAUGGAAGAACAUGCUGCAGCUGAAGACACUACCCUCAGAAAAAGACAGAGGAGGCCUAAGAAAUCUAUAAAGAACAGAUCCAAGAGUCCUUCCAAGAAGGCCAGCGAUGCAGAGAGUGAUGGUGUAUCAGGCAAACAUGUUUCCAAGACUCUGUCUAAGGACUUACAUGAAGAAGAGAGUGACCAAGAUGCUGAGACUCAGUCUAAGAACCUAAGUGAGGAGAGUGACCAAGAUGCUGAGACUCAGUCUAAGAACCUAAGUGAGGAGAGUGACCAAGAUGCUGAGACUCAGUCUAAGAACCUAAGUGAGGAGAGUGACCAAGAUGCUGAGACUCAGUCUAAGAACCUAAGUGAGGAGAGUGACCAAGAUGCUGAGACUCAGUCUAAGAACCUAUGUGAGGAGAGUGACCAAGACUCCCAGACGGAGCCUAAAGACUUAAUUGAAGAGUGGCACCGCUCUGACCAUCCAGAGGAGGAGACAGAACAGGAGGUGUUGCCUGCAAAGAGAAAAAGAGGACCAAAGAGCAAGAAGACAGUGAAGUCAGAUUCCAACUCUGACUCUGAAAACGUCACUGUUAAAAAGAAAGGCAAAAAGCAAGGUGCCACGGGUUUGAAGGCACCAAGAAUAAGAUUCAGACCACCUAUAGAGAAAAAGAUAAGGGUGAAAAUACUUCAUAUUUGCAGUUUCUGUGAAAAGGUCCUGUCGAACAGGGAUGCGCUGAGUAGGCACCUUCAGCGUCACACAGGGGAGAAGCCUUACCACUGUGAAGAGUGUGGCAAAGACUACGGCAGCAAAAAUACCCUGAAGAUUCACAACAUGCAGGUUCACCACAAGGGGACAAAGGACUUCAUAUGCAAUGAUUGUGGUCAACAGUUUACCCACCUCACAUACCUCAAACGCCACAUGUACUCCCACACGGACAAGGAAAAGAGGCCACACCUGUGCAAUGUGUGUGGGAAGCAUUUCAUCCAGAAGUCUCACUUGGACCGUCACAAGAUGAUUCACACCGGAGAGAAACCAUUCAGCUGCGAACACUGCGUCAUGGCCUUCAAUCGGCCGGACUCCCUGCGGAUGCAUCUGAAGCUACAUGUGUCGGGUAGUGAGGGGCCAAAUCUGGCAGACCAAGAGAAGACCAAGUGCACAGCGUGUAAGAAGAGCUUUGUCAACCCAAAUUACCUCAAAGUCCACAUGAGAAUACACACUGGGGAGAGGCCAUACAAGUGUGAGGACUGUUCCAAGAGCUUCACCCAGAUCAGUAUUCUCAACGCGCACCGACGCACGCAUACUGGAGAGAAGCCACACGAGUGCAAGGUGUGCGGCAGCUGCUUCACCCGUCGCAAGUACCUGGAUGAUCACAUAGGCAGAAAGCAUGGGUCUUUAGAGCAAAUUAAUGAACAGGAGGAUGAACAAUGAGAACUGAGUUUUUAGGUGUUGUGACUUCAUGUAUGUAACUUGUAAUAUAAAUAUUGAAGAUCAGGCAAAGCUGGAUUGUUGCCUAGCAGUUUCUCGGGCCCCGUGUAGCUCAGUUGGUAGAGCAUGGCGCUUGCAACGCCAGGGUUGUGGGUUUGUUUCCCGCGGGGGGCC